Anopheles aquasalis is the source of this 2226-nucleotide messenger RNA. Its product is annotated as UDP-glucosyltransferase 2-like. NCBI's taxonomy places the organism in Eukaryota, Metazoa, Arthropoda, Insecta, Diptera, Culicidae. The record is from RefSeq and is a predicted model, not a curated record. Gene Ontology annotation, molecular function: UDP-glycosyltransferase activity.
GGUCCUCCCCGGCCCCCCAAAAGUUCUCUCCAUUUUUCGGGUGCACCAAGUCUCUCUAUCGAGAUACCGGUGUUUUUGGGGGCGAUAACGAGACCAUGCUCCCGUUGGGGCAUUGUCCGCGGGAUGGGUAGCCGAGGUUUAAUCUAUAUUUAGUGUUGUUCGGUGUGGCCGAACUAAGCGUGAACCAUGUCAGUCGUCGGUGAUUGUUGGUGGUGCGUGGAGGGAUUUUGUUUUUGGUGUAAGCAGUAACCAUGAUAGCACUAAGGGUGGCCUGGCUGUUGGUUUCCUUCAGUCUAGCGGUCGAUGGAGCAAACAUUCUCUGUUUGAUGGGAGUUGCGAGUCCCAGUCAUCACAUAUGGAACCGCGCAAUUAUGGAUGCACUGGCACAAGCCGGACACAAUCUUACCAUUCUGUCGGCCGAUGUGGAGAAAAACCAACCAGAUAACGUUCACUACGUUCACCUGGAAGAGAUAUACCCGACGCUCUACACGGGACCCGACUCGAUCGAUCUACUCGAGAUGGCAAACGAAAAUGUGUUCGCCAGUGUAAUCUCCUUCUAUCGUGACUUUGUUGUGCACGAGUGCGCUGGUACUCUGAAAUCGAAGGGACUCCAAGCGGUGCUAAACUACCCAGAAGACUUCCGGUUCGAUCUAGUGCUCCACGAUUUCACUUGUGGGCCUUGUAUGCUCGGUUUGCUACAUAAAUUCAACUAUCCUCCGCUCAUCAGUGUGACCGCGUUCAACAAUCCUCCCUACUCGACGGAAGUGAUCGGUGGCCACAAGUAUUACUCGUACGUUCCAUUCUACUCCUUGAGCUACGGUACGGAUAUGAGCUUUUUGCAGCGCGUGCACAAUACUCUGCUGGGUCUGACCGAUUUGAUAUACCGUAAUUAUGUGUCCAAUCCACGCAUUGAUCGCAUGAUGCGAGACUAUUUCCCCUACCCCGAUCUCCCGUACGCUCCCGAGUUACACCAACGGUCCAAGCUGAUGCUGGUGAAUGCUCACUAUUCGAUUGAUUUCCCCGAGACGGCGCCACCAAACUUGAUCGCGGUCGGUGGGCUACAGAUCAAGGAUCCGGCACCGCUGCCCCAGGAUUUAGAGCAGUUUAUGAACGCCAGCCGUAAGGGUGCGGUACUGUUCUCGCUCGGCACGAACGUGCGCAGUGAUCAGCUCGGACCGGAACGGCAGCGUAUGAUCAUCGAAGCGUUGCGUCAACUGCCUGCUUAUCAUUUCUUGUGGAAGUUUGAAACGGGGCUGGAUAUUCCACUACCAAAGAAUGUAAUAAUUAAACCCUGGUUACCACAGAACGAUAUCCUGGCACAUCGGACAACCAAGGCGUUCAUCACGCACGCGGGACUUUUAAGCACACACGAAGCCACGUGGCACGGUGUGCCGAUCGUUGGCAUACCCUUCAUUGCCGACCAGCACCGCAACCUAGAACGGUGUGUUCGCAAAGGGAUAGCGAGGCGCGUACCAUUCCAGACGCUAUCCACCGCGGGCCUGAAGCAAGCGCUGGUCGAUGUGCUAGAGGAUCCACAGUAUCGUACCAAAAUGGCCGCACAAUCGGCCUUGUUUCGUGAUCAACCCGAGAAACCGUUGACACGAGCUGUCUGGUGGAUCGAGUGGGUGCUACGCCACCCCCACGAGACGCAGCUGGAUUCUCCGGUGCUGAAACUCGGGUUUUUCAAAACCAAUCUACUCGAUGUGAUACUUUUUUUGGCUUUCCUCCCCAUCGCGCUGCUGUUGGUUUGUUUGCGAAUCUGUCGAAGGACAAACCCUGCGAAGGCUAAGGGCGACAAAAAACGGAACUAGGAAGCGGCAGUAGCGCGAGACGCUUGCGUAUGUGCCAGUUGCACAAAUAAUUCAUGGUACACCGAGGUGGCCCUUGAUGGUGGUACGACUUUGGAGUGAAACUAUAGUAUUUAAAGUCAUGAGCAGGAACAGAGGAUCGACUAAUAGCAAAUCUCAGUUCCAAGCCCUACAACACAACUCGUGCAAACAGAAGACACCAUGAUCGGAGUGCAGCAAGUGAAAUCCUUCUUGGUGGUGCUGGUCCUGACGAUGUGCCUCACAUCCUGCAUGGCCGCAACGGUUUGUGACAUCGAACAGAAGGCAAACUACGGAACCUUGCUUCAACAAUAUUGCGACGUGUCGGCAGCAGUGUUCAAUAGAAUUUCCGCCACCGUAUGCAGCUCUGGAUAUAGUAAUCUCUGUUUUGUGUGAGGGA